AUGGCUGCCGUUUUCAAAGCCGUUACACCCCAUUUUAACGCGCUGGCUAGAGUGGGAUACUACGCCAUUAUUACCAAGACUGUAGACAGACGAAAAUUGCUACUACAUAAUGUCUACCGGGUAUUCAUAUCGAGUCUUGUGUUGUUGUAUAAUUUGUUACAUAUUAUAAGAGCUUUUCAGUCUCUGCACUGUGCCCAGAAACUGGUGGACACGUUGUUCAUACUGCUAACGACCCUCAACACCCUCGGCAAACAGCUCGCGUUCAACCUUCGUCAGCGGCGGGUUAACAGGAUCAUAACCACGUGGAAUGGUAACUUCAGCCUCAGCGGGUCGGCGCACCACGAGCGCGUCACCCAUAGCAACGCGGUGGUGAUGCGGCGGAUACUCUACCUGUACCAGUGCGCGUGCUUCCUCUGCGGCACUCUCUGGACGAUCUUCCCGCUCAUGAACCGCGCGAUUCACGGGGAGGCGGAGCUGACCGCCUACUUCCCUUAUGACACUAAUGUUACACCAGCGUUCGAAAUAACAGUAGUGGUGAUGAGCGUCCUGAUCACGGCGCAGGCCUACGGCAACGUGACCAUGGACUGUAUCGUCGUCACGUUCUACUCGCAAGCCCAGACGCAGUUCACUAUACUGCGGCACAAUCUGGAGCACCUCACCGAUAUUAAUAAAGUGGACUCGUUUGGCGGGGACCACUGUGACGUCAUACACGAGAGAUUCGUAAAAUGUGUUCGACAUUAUGAAAAAAUUGUCUGGUUUGUGAAGGAAGUGGAGUCCAUAUUCAGCGAAGCGAUGGCCGUGCAGUUCCUAGUGAUGGUGUGGGUUAUUUGUAUGACGCUGUAUAAAAUUGUCGAUCUGGAUAUACUGUCAAUGGAGUACAUAUCGAUGGUGACGUAUCUGAUGUGCAUGGCGGCGCAGCUCUUCAUAUACUGCUACUACGGCACGCAACUCAAAUAUGAGAGCUCGCGCGUGAACGAGGCUACAUACAGCAUGCGGUGGCGGAGCCUGCCGCCGCGCCUGCGCCGCGAGCUGCUGACGAUGAUGGAGCGCGGCAAGUGGCCGGUGGAGCCGCGCACCGCCUACAUCAUCCCGCACUCGCUCGAGACCUACAUCACCGUGCUGAGGUCCUCAUACGCAUUGUUUACAUUUUUAACCAGAAAAUAAUAAAAGGAGACA
This is a messenger RNA of Aricia agestis (brown argus), 1176 nucleotides long. RefSeq names its product putative odorant receptor 92a. Gene Ontology annotation, biological process: detection of chemical stimulus involved in sensory perception of smell; sensory perception of smell. Lineage: Eukaryota; Metazoa; Arthropoda; Insecta; Lepidoptera; Lycaenidae. The record is from RefSeq and is a predicted model, not a curated record. Gene Ontology annotation, molecular function: odorant binding; olfactory receptor activity. Bases 1 to 1164 code for a protein of 387 amino acids. Gene Ontology annotation, cellular component: plasma membrane. The transcript has 8 exons.